AUGGGACUAGGUUUGUUACCAAGAAACUCUUCCUUCAACCUGUUAUUCAACCAUUUACAUGAAUUGGGUUUAGAAAGAAGCCUUUGCAGAAAGUAUUAUGGUUCUUCUUCAGUACAGUUAUUGUAUGAUUCUGAUAAAGCUGUUAUUCCGAUAAGAAGAUCACAUAGCUGCAAAGGUCGCAAGCUUUAUUCAGUUGUAGUGAGAGUAUGCAAGUCUUUGAGUUGGGAAGUUGCAAAAGAAAUCCCUUUUAAAAAAGCUAUGAAAAAGUAUGGCUUGUCUCAUUCGAUAAACGCCUUUAGCGCGAUGGUACAUAUUUUUGUGUUUGCAGGGAUGGAUAGAGAAGUGUAUGCUUUGCUCAAAGAUAUUGUUUUCAACUUUGAGAACACUGGUAUUGACUUGCGUAAUGUAAUCCACAUUGCUCUGCAUUCAUCACCUAAUAAUGCUACAAGUUCAACUGUUCUAGCUGAUGUACUUAUCAAGGUGUUUGCUGCAAAUACUAUGCUUGAUCAUGUUAUUGACGUUGUUAAUCAGCUCAAGAAAAUUGGGCUUGAACCGAGUAUUUAUUCGUGUAAUUUCUUACUGAAAUGCUUGGCAGAAGCAAGCCAAAAGGAGAAUCUUGUAAAACUAUUUGAGGCAAUGAAGAAAUUUGGACCAUCACCUAAUGUGAGGACAUACACAAUCAUGAUGAACUUCUACUGCACAUAUUAUCCAGGGCAACAGACCGGCGUAGAUAUAAAAGAAGCCUACAAAAUUCUGAAAGAAAUGUGGGAAAAACAGAUCAAUCCUUCUGCUUCAACAUAUAGUGUAUGGGUCCAUGGACUUUGUAGAAUUGGAUGUCCUGAUGUUGCUUGGAAAUUCAUUCGGAAGCUGAGAUAUGAGAACCAACCUCUGAAUUCUUACUGCUACAAUGCUAUUAUUUACGGAUUCUUUGCUGAGGGUGAAGUAAGUAAAGCUAUAAGCGUUUUCGAAGAAAUGAGGAGUUUUGGAAUAACACCAGAUGUCUGUAGCUAUAGCAUUCUAAUCGGUGGGUUCUGCAAAUUCUACAGUAUUGAUAGAGCAUUGUGUUUUAUUCAGGAUAUGCAAGAUAAUAACAUCAAGCCUAACCCAAUUAGCUAUAGCUCAAUUCUUAAGGGUUUGUGCAACAUUGGAGCAGCGAAAAUCGCCAAAGAUUUUCUUCAUGACCUUAAGAACUCUGGAUGCAAAGUUGAGCAACGUGCUUACAACAUCUUAAUUACUGGAUUUUGUGCUCAAGGAGAUCUGAGUUCAGCCCAUGAGCUACUGGAGGAGAUGAUCAGCAGUAGCUUUGCUCCAGAUGCUUCAAUUUAUAAGAGAUUAAUUCGUGCUUCCUGCCACAUGGGGUCUGUUGAUACAGCGUUGAAGUACCGAAAUAUGAUGGUACGAGAAGGUUUCCUGCCUGAUUCCAUUACCUGCCAUUUUAUUGUUAAGCAGUACUGUACUGAAGGGCGUGUGAUGGAAGCUUUGCACCUGAUUGAUGAAAUGAUAGAUCAAGGCAUCGUCCCCAACUUGUAUACCUAUAAUGUAGUCAUUAACCACUUGUGCAAAGAUGAAAACACAGAAGAGAAAGAAGGGCGUUUGCAGGAAGCUUUGCAUCUAAUUGAUGAAAUGGUGGACCAAGGGAUCGUCCCAGACUUGUAUACCUAUAAUGUAGUCAUUCACCAAUUGUGCAAAGAUAUAAACCCAAAGAAAGCGUUGGAGUUAAUCACAGUGAUGCUUCAGAGGGACAUGUUUCCCAAUGUUAUGAUUCUUAAUACUCUUAUCGAUGGAUUUGUUAAACAGUCCAAUUUUAAGAAGGCUGGUAUGUUUUACAGGGGAAUGCUAAAGCUUGAGAUUACUCCUGACAUCACCACAUAUACAAUUCUUAUUGACAUGUUAUGCAAGCGGGGAAAAGUGAGAAAGCACUACAGACGGAGAAAAGUGAAAAAAGCCUACAAAUUAUUUAGGAAAAUGAUCAGGGAGGGUUUGAAUCCCGAUAACAUCUGUUACACCUCCAUGAUCGCUGGCCUUUGUGAAAUUGAAGAUGUGAAAAACGCUUGUGCUUUGUUCCGCGACAUGCAAAAAAGAGAACUCUUGCCUACUGUUGUUACCUAUACUUGCCUCAUUGAUGCAUUUUCCAAGGUAGAUCAGAUGGACGAGGCCAAGAAGUUGCUAAAAUUGAUGGUAAGACAGAAUAUUCCUCCUGAUGUCAAGACUUAUAGUUGCCUCAUUGAUAAAUUUUGCAAGUUACAUCGAAUGGAUGAGGCCGAGAGGUUGUUUGAUAGAAUGAGAAAAGAAAACAUCUCUCCUGAUGUCAUCACUUAUAAAAUAAUGAUUCUGGGAUAUGAAAUGGUUGGAAAUACUGAUCUAGCUUAUGAGAUGACUGAUGAGAUGCAGAGAUUAUUUAACAUUCCGGGCGAUAGUAUUUGA
This is a messenger RNA of Nicotiana tabacum (common tobacco), 2424 nucleotides long. The record is from RefSeq and is a predicted model, not a curated record. Lineage: Eukaryota; Viridiplantae; Streptophyta; Magnoliopsida; Solanales; Solanaceae.